GUCAAUAACCGUCAUACGAAAUAUCAAUUAUAUUCAGGAAUCCCAUUUUAGAUGAGCAUUAAUUUGGUAUAUAAUUCAUUUUUAUAUCAUUUGUAUUUUGAGCUUUACUCCCCUGAAAAAGCAUGUUUUACAACUCUGUACAAGCAUUAAGUGACAACUUAUACAAUUGUUUAAUGCGAUUGAUUUUUGUGAUGAUAUUACUGUCUUUCACCGUAUUCGGCUCUGUACUUUGCCGUCCAUUUUUGCAAACGAUCAAUAUGCAUGGAUAUGAAUGGACCGUACCGAACGAACCCGGAUGGGAACCAGGUCGGAGAAGUCUCUCACCGCAUUACCAUUCUAUUAUGUUAAACUGUUUCAAUUAUCUAUUUUAGUACUACAUGAAGCAGCUCCAAUUCAAAGUUAUUAUCUACGUAACUGUAAUUCAAUAAAGGAGUGUAAAAUUGCUGCUGGACUAUUGCGACAAGUGUUUCUAAAAUAUCCCGUAUCGAAAAAAUACUAUGAUGGAUCAAGUAAUGUUGUUGAUACAAUGUUCAAAUGGGGAUGAAUGACUCAGUAUUGUUUCGCCAAAUGUAUUAUCAUUAAAAAAGUUUUAGUCAUAGUUUGAUGAUAUGUUUAAAGAUUUAUAGUUGUAAUAAAUUACUAGCAGCAUUUAAAGCUGUGUCCUCUGGUUAAGCGCUCUCUGUUGGUAUCUUGGCAUCAACACAUGUACUAGAGAAAUUACUUCACGAUAAAUAGGUUUUGAGAAGAACCAUCAAAAACGUCGUGUAAAAUGUACCACAUAUACAUCGCACAAAAAUAUCAUGUAUAGAACAUUCUUAGUGUUUCUAAAUAGCGUAAGCAGUGUACUACAGUACAAGAGCAGAAUUGUAUAUUUACUUCAGACAAUAUGAACACCGUUCGUAUAAAAAUAGCUCACGUUCACGAGUGGUUUAGCGUUCACGUUCAAGGAACAAAACGUGAACUUUUACAGGCCUAGUUCGUACACUUUCUUUGUUGGGAUUAGCUACAAAUCUUCAAUCUAUAUGAGUCCCCACUUUUAUCAUACAGCUUAAUUCAGUUAUUUUUGUUCAAAUUUAUGUUCUCGCCAUAGAGCACACAAAAGAUUGAUUAAUCGUUCGGCUUAAUGAAGCCGGAAAUCUGCAAAAAAAGGUUUUUCUUCACGACAUCGCACAAUUUUUUCUUGAAUAUUAUUGCUCAGAACUCAGGUCGUUUCUGAGGAUUUCUUGGCCAAGGAAAAUAGCUCCGAUCGAUUCAUCGUGAUAGAUUAUCUAUAUCGAAUAGCUGAAAACUUUAUCGCACAAAGAUGAUUUAUUAACUGAUUUAUAACGACAUCUAUUUAUCGCUAUAUAAAGACUGAUCAAAAUGUUUUCCUCUAUUAUAUGUUCGAUUGUUGAUUUUCUGGGAUCUUUUUCAGUUAUUGACUACACUUUACGAGCCUUUUUCGUUCUUCUUGUGAUUGGUGAGUUCAUGUUAUACCUAUAUACCGUAGUAGAAUUUAUAAACGAUCAUCUUGUAUGAUCCUACAAAAGUCAUCAAGCAAAGGGAGUAAAUAGGAGGCUAAAUCAAAGUUGAGUUCCACGUCUAUUUUGCUGAUUUUAGCCUUCAGCGCUACUGUAUUGCGGCUUACUUAUACAGUGAGGUUAGCAGUGCCUGCUUAUCCUAUGUGCUAAUUGUGCUAUAGCACAGGGGCCCGGCUGACUUAGGGGCCCAAUCGAAUGGCUUAAAGCGUUGCAUUUUUUUAUUAUUAGAAAAAAUACAAAUUCAUGUGUUGAAAACGUUAAUGAUUAGCACAGGGCUACAAAUUUCUUAAAACGACUCUGGAGUUUAGGCGUUGAUAUUUAGCAGUUGAGGCCGCUAGUUUUCAAGCAUAUCUGUUUAUUUUAUUCCUUCAAAUAUCCUUCCUUUCAUUGACAGAUAUUGUCAAUCUUUCUGUUUCAUUUAAAUAAAAGUGUACUUAAUAAAUUCAACAUUGAUCUUGUUCAGUGUAUUUGUACUGGCUAAGUUUAUAUUUUAGACUAAUAUGGUAUUUAAACGAAAGAAAAAACUUGAAAUAUCAAUGCCAAAAGACUUUCAACAUAAAUUACACACCCAUUUUGAUAAAGAUAGUAAUACGCUCAUCAAUUUACCGCCACAAUGGACAAGUAUAUUGAAUAAUGAUGAAAUUGGUGCAGUAGCCGCUGUGGCUGCAGCCACACAAGUAAUAAGAACUCAUCAACAACAACAAAGAUAUCAACAUUUUGAGAGACCAAAACCUUGGGUUGAAGAUCCAUGUAAACUGACGCCAACAGCUUUAGAAAAUUUAAAAUUACAAACAAUUGUCCGUGGAGGUGGCCAACAACAGCACGCUUCUAAUCAGUCAAAUGUCGAUCGAUCAAAUACAUUGCGUCAUACUAGUCCACUACAUUCAAACAAUAAUUUUCAAUUUCAGCAACAACAGUUAAAUCACGUUCUUCCACCUCUACGUCCAAAAAGUGUCGAUGAUUUACAAAAUCCUCAUCACAGGCCUUUCGAUUAUGAAUCAGAAAACGUUUCAAAUAUGAUGAUUUAUCGUCAACAACAAUAUUUAACUACAGGACGUAAUGCACAUUUAGAUAAACUGUACAAUUUAAAACCGACUUUGUCACCCACUACUCAUACCCUCGAUUAUCCUCCACAACAACGACAACCGAAAAAACCACCAACAACAAACAAUUAUCAAAAUGAUCUAAUACAACAACAACAACAACAGCAAGAUUUUGUUGAUGGACCACAAACAAUUACAGCGAUACCCGACUACGGUAGACUACACGAUGGAUUAUCACCUGCAACACGAAAUAAUUAUAAUGUACAACAAUCAUCAUCAAGUGAGUUGCAUCAGCCAGCAAAGAAACAGCAACACACAUAUCAAAACGGGGUGAAUGGAAAACAAAUAGGAAAUGGACAAGCAGCAACUACUGUACCACUGGUUACGACGACAAGAGAUAAAAAUGAUGGAACAGCAAAAUUAUCCCAUGAAGGCUUUUUAAACGCACUGCAACUAGUUGUUAGUAAACAAGAUCCUCGUUUAAUGUAUGAUCAUUUUGUGAAAAUUGGUGAAGGUUCAACGGCGAUUGUUUGUAUUGCCAGCGAUAUUUAUUACAAAAAGCAAGUUGCGAUUAAAAAAAUGAAUAUAUUAAAACAACAGCGUCGAGAAUUAUUAUUUAAUGAAGUUGUUAUUAUGAGAGAUUAUAAACAUAAGAAUAUUGUUGAAAUGUACGGCUCAUAUUUAGUUGAUAAUGAACUAUGGGUGGUUAUGGAAUAUCUUGAAGGUGGUGCAUUAACCGAGCUAAUAACACCUCUACAAACAUCACUUUCAUCUCAUCUUGCUGUCGAUAGUAUGAUACAACCACGUAUGAAUGAACAACAAAUCGCUACUGUUUGUAAAUCUGUCUUGGAAGCAUUAGAAUUUUUGCAUUUAAACGGUGUUAUUCAUCGUGAUAUUAAAUCAGAUUCAAUUCUUCUAGCAUCCGACGGUACAGUAAAAUUGUCGGAUUUUGGCUUUUGUGCACAAGUAUUGCAAACACAAGUAUCAAAAAGAAAAUCACUCGUUGGUACACCAUAUUGGAUGAGUCCAGAAGUAAUUCAACGUACUCCGUAUGGUACAGAGGUCGACAUUUGGUCUUUGGGUAUAAUGGUUAUUGAAAUGGUCGAUGGUGAACCGCCUUACUUCAAUGAGGCACCAUUAACAGCUAUGCGUCGAAUUCGAGAUAUGCCACCACCCAAAUUAAAAAAUCAUCACAAAGCAUCAUCUCGUUUACAAGGUUUUCUCGAACGUACAUUAGUUCGUGAUCCAUUAUUACGUGCAACAGCCACUGAAUUAUUGGCUCAUCCAUUUUUAUGUUUAGCCGGUAACUCGUCAUGCUUACAACCAUUGAUGGGAUCAUCAAAAACAAAAUUUAGUCAAUAA
Didymodactylos carnosus is the source of this 3925-nucleotide messenger RNA. Lineage: Eukaryota; Metazoa; Rotifera; Eurotatoria; Philodinida; Philodinidae. The record is from the annotation of a GenBank genome assembly.